Molecule: messenger RNA, 4466 nt
Organism: Ochotona princeps (American pika)
Lineage: Eukaryota; Metazoa; Chordata; Mammalia; Lagomorpha; Ochotonidae
Gene: DLGAP1
Product: DLG associated protein 1
Exons: 13
Coding region: 424-3354 (976 amino acids)
Biological process (GO): signaling
Cellular component (GO): glutamatergic synapse; postsynaptic specialization
Molecular function (GO): molecular adaptor activity
Source: RefSeq, a predicted model, not a curated record
CUGUGUCCACCUUUCCUGAGACACUGUUUUGAAAGGACUAGAAUACAAGCAGUUUGCUACAGUAUAGUCCCAGUUCAUGGAGCCUUGGCUGAGUGUACUACGCUUGUCUCACUAAGAGAAGCUGAACAUCACGAAUCAAGAGUGACAUCAGGGUUAAAAAGAACAAAAUAAACAGACGAAAAACAAACUUAGAACAAACCUGCAGUUUGGAUCUUUACCUGCUUUGCAUGAAAGAGAAAUGGAACAUUGAUCAUCAAAGGCUCAAUCAGCUGCGAUGUCCCUAGAGGUCUGCGUGGCUGCUCAAGAGAACUCCUGAGUGAAUGACAAAAAUACUACCAACAGUAAGUCAAGAUCUUCUCCCAGGAGCAGUCUGGAACCUGACCACGGGGUGUCCAUGACCCCAGCGGCUGCUACCUGGCAGCAAUGAAAGGGUUAUCCGGCAGCCGCAGCCAUCACCACGGGGUCACCUGUGAUUCCACCUGCGACUCGCUGUCGCACCACUCGGAGCGCAAGCCGUAUCUGCUGAGCCCGGUGGAGCAUCACCCCGCCGACCACCCCUACUACACGCAGCGCAACUCCUUCCAGGCCGAGUGCGUGGGCCCCUUCAGCGACCCGCUGGCCAGCAGCACCUUUCCACGCAGGCACUACACGUCGCAGCAAGAACUGAAGGACGAGUGCGCACUGGUGCCACGCACACUGGCCAAUAAGGCGAACCGCAUCCCUGCCAACCUGCUGGACCAAUUCGAAAGGCAGCUGCCAUUGGGCCGUGAUGGCUACCACACGCUGCAGUACAAGCGCACGGCCGUGGAGCACCGCAGCGAUAGCCCCGGCCGCAUCCGGCACCUGGUGCACUCGGUCCAGAAGCUCUUCACCAAGUCGCACUCGCUGGAGGGGCCGUCCAAAGGCAGUGUCAACGGGGGCAAGGCCAGCCCCGAUGACACGCAGACAGUGCGAUACAGCAAGCGCAGCAAGAGCAAGGAGCGGCGCACAGAGCCCAAGGCCCGGUCCAGCGCUUCCCCGGGCUGGUGGAGCUCCGAUGACAAUCUGGACAGCGACAUGUGCAUCUACCACGCGCCCUCAGCGGUGAUGACCAUGGGCAGGUGUCCCGACCGCUCCACCUCGCAAUAUUUCAUGGAGGCCUACAACACCAUCAGCGAGCAAGCGGUGAAGACCUCCCGGAGCAACAACGACAUGAAGUGCUCCACCUGUGCCAACCUGCCCGUCAAUCUGGAUGCACCGCUCUUGAAAAAAAGCGCCUGGUCGUCGACGCUCACAGUGAGCCGCGCCCGGGAGGUUUACCAGAAGGCCUCGGUGAACGUGGACCAGGCCAUGGUGAAGUCUGAGUCGUGUCAGCAAGAACGAUCCUGCCAGUACUUGCAGGUUCCUCAGGAUGAAUGGUCAGGGUACACCCCUCGAGGUAAAGACGAUGAAAUUCCUUGCAGAAGAAUGCGCAGUGGCAGCUACAUCAAGGCCAUGGGGGAUGAAGAUAGUGGGGACUCGGACACAAGCCCCAAGCCUUCUCCCAAAGUGGCUGCACGGAGAGAAAGCUAUCUCAAGGCUACGCAGCCGUCCCUUACAGAACUCACCACCCUCAAAAUCUCCAAUGAACACUCUCCAAAACUCCAGAUCCGGAGUCACAGCUACCUGAGGGCAGUGAGUGAAGUCUCUAUCAACCGGAGCCUGGAUAGCCUGGACCCAGCAGGCUUGCUCACGUCACCAAAGUUCCGCUCCCGGAAUGAGAGCUACAUGCGAGCCAUGAGCACCAUCAGCCAGGUGAGCGAGAUGGAAGUGAACGGGCAAUUCGAGUCCGUGUGCGAGUCUGUGUUCAGCGAGCUGGAGUCUCAGGCCGUGGAGGCGCUGGACCUGCCCGUGCCAGGCUGCUUCCGCAUGCGGAGCCACAGCUACGUGCGCGCCAUCGAGAAGGGCUGCUCCCAGGACGACGAGUGCGUGUCGCUGAGGUCGUCCUCCCCGCCGCGCACCACCACCACCGUGCGCACCAUCCAGAGCAGCACGGUGUCAUCUUGCAUUACAACAUAUAAGAAGACUCCACCUCCAGUCCCACCCAGAACUACCACGAAACCUUUCAUUUCUAUCACAGCCCAGAGUAGCACAGAAUCUGCGCAAGAUGCCUACAUGGACGGCCAGGGCCAGCGCGGGGACAUCAUCAGCCAGUCUGGACUCAGCAACUCCACGGAGAGCCUGGACAGUAUGAAGGCUCUGACUGCCGCCAUCGAAGCCGCCAAUGCCCAGAUCCAUGGCCCUGCCAGCCAGCACAUGGGCAAUAACACUGCCACCGUCACUACCACCACCACCAUCGCCACGGUCACCACCGAGGACAGGAAGAAAGACUUUAAGAAGAACCGAUGCCUCUCCAUUGGGAUCCAGGUGGAUGAUGCUGACGAACCUGACAAAGCAGGGGAAAAUAAGGCAGCCAGUAAGUUCCAGUCUGUGGGAGUACAAGUAGAAGAAGAGAAGUGCUUUCGUAGGUUCACUCGAUCCAACAGUGUGACGACGGCAGUACAGGCUGACCUGGACUUCCAUGAUAAUCUGGAAAAUUCUCUGGAAUCUGUGGAGGACAAUUCGUGUCCCAGUCCGAUGGCCAGACAGUUCUCCAGGGAUGCCAGCACCUCUACCGUUAGCAUUCAGGGCUCAGGAAACCACUACCACGCCUGUGCAGCCGACGAUGACUUUGACACGGAUUUUGAUCCCUCUAUUCUGCCCCCUCCGGACCCCUGGAUUGACUCUAUCACUGAGGACCCUCUGGAGGCCGUGCAAAGGUCAGUGUGCCACCGGGACGGCCACUGGUUCCUGAAGCUUCUCCAAGCAGAGCGAGACCGUAUGGAAGGCUGGUGCCAACAGAUGGAGAGAGAGGAGAGGGAAAACAACCUGCCGGAAGACAUUCUAGGGAAAAUCCGAACUGCAGUGGGCAGUGCCCAACUUCUCAUGGCGCAGAAAUUCUACCAGUUCAGAGAACUGUGUGAAGAAAACCUGAAUCCAAAUGCUCAUCCGAGGCCCACCUCCCAGGAUUUGGCGGGGUUCUGGGACAUGCUGCAGUUGUCCAUAGAAAAUAUUAGUAUGAAAUUUGAUGAACUUCAUCAAUUAAAGGCCAAUAAUUGGAAACAGAUGGAUCCUCUUGACAAGAAGGAGAGAAGGGCCCCUCCUCCAGUGCCAAAGAAGCCGGCGAAGGGCCCCGCGCCGCUGAUCCGGGAGCGCUCGCUGGAGAGCUCGCAGCGCCAGGAGGCCCGCAAGCGCCUGAUGGCCGCCAAGCGCGCCGCGUCCGUCCGCCAGAACUCGGCCACCGAGAGCGCCGAGAGCAUCGAAAUCUACAUCCCCGAAGCGCAGACCCGGCUCUGAGCGCCGCCCGUCGAGGAUCGGUCCCCUCGCCUCUCGCCCGGCUCCGGCCUCCACUCCGCCCCCUCCCAGCCCGUCUGUUUCUGAGCUCAGUGACUUCCACUGUCGUGGCGUAGUUGUCCACCUCGCAGGAGCCGCCCCUCCACCCCCAAACCACCCUGCUCCCUGGACCAAUCUGCCCAUCUUCUCCACCGAGUCGCACCGCAGGUUUCAAUCCGCCACCCGGCCUCAUCUCCAGAGACACAACCCUUUCCUUUCUGGGCCAAGCCACACCCACCUGUGUAGAAAGGACCCCUUUAGGUCCCCUGCCAUCCUCAGUUCUCUCAAGUUAGCCUAUUCCUAGACCUCAGCAAUAUCAAAUCAUAGGGUAUUUCAGAAAUCCAGCAGCAGCAGCACAGGGCGAUCCUUUGGGACUCACCGUCUUCCACGCGCAAAGCACUGAGGGCUCCAGUCCCCUUUAUUUCCCCCUAAAUGGUCUAUUCUUUUCACAAAGCAGAUGGAGCACUUUAUUCCCAGCCUCAGUAAUCACAUCAUCUCACCAGAAUCAAUGAGUGACAGGGAGAGAGGGGACCAAGCCGGCCUGGGGGUGGGGGACCUGGAUGUGUAGCCGAGAAGGGAGACAGAAGUCACGGCUGCAGGUGCCGGAGGAACCUGCAGCCAUUCACAGCUGCACAAACUGCCUCACUGUUACUUCAUCAAUCACAGCUUCAGAUGUUUCAAUCAGCAGAAGAUUGUAAAUUUGAUCUUUCAGGGAAAUUAAUCUAUUCCGAAAGGCAAUAAAAGCAAGACAGGCAAGGCCAUGGUAGCCCGGAUGGUUUCACAUCCUACACAAGGGAUUUUAUUUAUUGAUUGAUUUAUUUGGUCCUAGUAUUAAAAACAUUUAGCUCUGAAAUGUUUCAUCAAUGUUGUACUGUGUAUAUUCUGUUGUUGUGGCGGUGGUUCCGCAAGGGGAGAGCGUUGGUCCUGUCCGUUUGUUAGCAUCCAUGCUGAUGGACCUACCUAACUACGCGCAUGUCUGCCUACAGCUGAUGCCGGAGACAAGUUUGAGUUUUCCUAUGAUCCCUUUGAAUGCUUCAGGUCCGUCUGUUUUAACCAGGUAGCUCAUCUCUCUAAUG